CCUUCUACAUUCAUUGAAAGAAAAGGAUUAACCAUUUUCUCAAACAGUUAGGGAAGGUGGUUAAUCUCUAACGAACUUUUACAUGCCAUCAUAAUCAUUUUUUUUUCAUCACAAUGACUCACAAGAAAUCAGCAAAGAGAUCUCUAACAUCCGAAAUGGAUCGAAAUGUUCGACAAAUGAUGAAACUAAUUGAAGACAAUGGAGAUUCAUUUGCACAGAAAGCUGAAAUGUAUUACCAAAAGAGACCAGAAUUGAUUUCCCUUGUGGAAGAGUUUUACCGCGGUUAUCGAUCAUUAGUUGAACGUUACGACCCUGCUGCAGGUGAUUUGUGGAAAAACAUACCUUCUGAUCUUCAAUCUCAAGCCUCGGGUGGUGUUUCUGAUAACGGUUCCGAACCACCUUCUUCUUCUUGGCCUUCUCCUUCUCCUAGGAAAAUGGUACGUAGAAUAUCGGGCACACGCGCUCCAGGGUUCGAUUUCUUUCUUGGUUCUGGUGGAAAUAAUAACGGUUAUGAUUCGUCAUGUCAAAAAGAUGGUGAUGCAUGUUCUACUUUGUCAGAUAGCGAUGAUGAAUACGACGAUGCUUCGUCUUUCUAUAGUUAUUUGGGUUUCUUUGGGAAUGCAAGUGAUAAUGGCAUGACUAAAAGGGUAAUUGAAUUGGAAAUCGAGUUGCGUGAGGCACAAGACAAGAUUUUAGUAUAUGAACAACAAGAACAAGAACAUAGUGAAGAUGGUGUCAAAAUCAAUGCAUAUGAACAAGAAUUGAAGAUUGUAAAUGAAAAGUUGAAGCUUUCACAAGAGAAAAUUCAUAAACUUGAGAUCGAGGUUGAAAAAAAUAAGUCAAUAGAAUCAUCGGUUCAUUUAGACGAUGAUACUUGUUCCAAACCAGGUCAAGACCGAUCGGAAGUGGACCUUUGCGCCAUCAGUACUAACGAAUUAUCAACAUCAACCGAAGAGGAUCUUAAGAUGAAAAGGGAACUCAAAUUCUUUGAAGAUGAGCUUAGAUUGGCAAAUGAGAGACAUGAACAAUUGCAGGAUCAACUUAACUUGGCUCACAAGGAAACUGCUACAUGGAAAACUAAGUUCAAUUCUGAGAAGAGAGAUAACAUUGAGCUUCAAGAAAGGGUUGCAAGAUUGAAAACAAGUCUUUCAGAAAGAGAACAAGAGAUCAAGGAUUUAAAAGCCGUUUUGUCCGAGACGGAACAGAAAAACUUGUUUGAAAAAUCACAAUUAAAGACUGAAGUGUGUAAAUUGUUUGAACAACAUAAUCACAUGGAAGAGAAACUCCGAGAUGAAAUUGAGAUGUUGAGGCGAGAGAUUUACGAAAGAAAGGAUAAUAUCAAAGAUCUUAAUGCGAGACUUGGAGGUUUGAUAUUAGAGAGAGAUAAUCUCAAUGAAGAAGUUGGUUUACUCAAAGAAGAGAUGAAUUCAAGAGUCAAGCAGAUUGAAAAGGCAAAUAGACAUGUGGUAGAACUAGAAUCAAAAGAACAGGAACUAGAAGAUGAGAUUGAGAGGCAAAAGAUUGAGAUAAUAGAAGGAGCUGAAGAGAAACGCGAGGCGAUAAGACAGUUAUGCUUUUCACUUGAGCACUAUCGAAAUGGAUAUAAUGUUUAUAAGAAGGCAUUCAUAGGUCACAAGAGGUUUCCACUCAUGGCAUCCUAAUGUACCGACGCAUAUGAUCUUGUACAAAGUGUUUUGAAAACCAAACCAGACAUUGAACCGGCGAAAUGGUCAGAACAAGGAUGAAAAAUGCUCGAAUAGCUCAAAUAACUGAAGCGUAGACGUGCUGGUUCACCGAUCAAUUGAUUGAAUCAGUAGGUUCCGUUAGGUUAGUAUAGCAUAAUCCUUUUUUUAAAUCUUUUUUCCUCUCAAUCUCAUUGUGUUUGAGAUGUAUUUUCUUAUGCUUUGGAGUGUGAUGAUGUUAAUAACCACAAAUCAUGAGAAGGUAGAACUUAGAAAAGAUGGAUGAUCUUCAAAAAUUUGUUUGUCCAAGAUAUAUAAGAUCUCAAUUAUCUCGCG
Molecule: messenger RNA, 2018 nt
Organism: Vicia villosa (hairy vetch)
Lineage: Eukaryota; Viridiplantae; Streptophyta; Magnoliopsida; Fabales; Fabaceae
Product: protein NETWORKED 4A-like
Exons: 1
Coding region: 114-1661 (515 amino acids)
Cellular component (GO): vacuolar membrane
Molecular function (GO): actin binding
Source: RefSeq, a predicted model, not a curated record